AUGCAGGGCGCUGGAGGUCUUGGGAAUCGUUUGCGUGGCGCUGUUAACUCGAGUGGUCGCAAGCUCGCCAGGAACAAACUUAAGGAGUUGGCGCUCGACAAGGGCAAGCGACCUGCUGACGAUCCCGAAGGCAACGAAAAGUUGCCUGCUCUCCCUGGCGAGCCCGUGCAUGAGGAGGAAAGCAACAGCGAUGGCGAGUGCGAGCCUGCUGCUCCUAGCAACCGCGGUGGCCACGAUGGGGAAGCAGCUCCUCUUGGGGUUCAGAUCAACGCGGACGACUUCAGCGAUCAUGAGGACGAGGAAGAACUUCUUAGGGGCAACCACAACAAUGGAAACCAACAAUAUGCUACUAAUGACGAUGGUGCGUUUACCUUUGAUUUAGGCGAAGGCCGCCAGGACACGCUCAAUAACGUUACCAAUCGUGGUCAGGACGCUGCUGCAAAAGCCCGUCAGGUGGAGAGCCCGCUGGACGGUGUUCAUCGGGCGGCGCCGAAGGAGCCUGGUGCCUCGAGUGCAGAAGAUCGUGUGGCAGAUUUGAAGCGCACCACGCAGCAGCAGUCGGUGCUGAUUUCUUUGCUCUUGCGCCAGAUUGGCAAUGAGCGUGGCUCCACGGCGGAAAAGGGCAAAACAAGGCGUGGCGCCCCAUCCGAACACGAGGUGGUCGAACGCACGCCGGCGAAUCAACCGGCAGCAGCGCGCAGUGAUGGUCAGAAGCGCAAGCGGGAUUACCCGACUUUCGCGGAUCCGGGCCCCGCCCCUUCCCACCCCACCCCGCCCCUUCCCACCCCGCCCCUUCCCACCCCGCCCUUCCACCCACUGUCCCCAAUCUUCUCCCUUCUUUCAUUGUCCCCUCCAUCCAUGCUUCUCUCUCCCAAUCUCUUUCAGCUGCUUCUAGGCUUUUCGUGGGACAUGUGCCCGCAGGACCCCACGCGUGACACGAGGUGCAAGUAUCCGUGGCAAGUCUCAACGCUCAGCCCCUCUCCCCCCUUUUCUUCUCUUCUCCCUGCUUUCGUUGUCCCCCCCAUCCCUGCUUCUCUCUCCCAAACUCUCUCAGUAAGGGGUGGCCUUCUUCGUUGGCACUUCUCGGAGGAGCUGAACCGCCCUUUUGCUACCGCACUGUUCGAUCUCAUCAUUCGCAACGCGUUCCAGAAGGGUGCUGGUGGGGCGGUGACGAUGGUGAAGGCGUACCACAUUGCCUACACCCUCUACCUGGUGGAGUAUUCCGUGGUGCAUCAUAAGGCACGCGGAAAGCGCAUUCCCACGGAUGCCUGUGUGAAUGCGGACGACAUUGCCCACUACCACCGCAAGACCGUGGUCAUCUCGGGGAGUGGGUUCCCGGACCUCACCCCAGUUGGAGCUGACCCCGAUGGCAAGGAAAAGGCCGCUGUCAAGCGCCUCUAUGAGUUCUCCCAGCUGGAAGUGCAGAAGGGGAAAAAGAAGAAGACGUGCUCCAACGAAAGUGCUGCCACUAUGGAGCGCGACGUCCUUGAUGACGUGGGUGAGUGGGAGGAUGCCGAAGACAUUGUGUAG
Closterium sp. NIES-65 is the source of this 1530-nucleotide messenger RNA. The record is from the annotation of a GenBank genome assembly. Lineage: Eukaryota; Viridiplantae; Streptophyta; Zygnematophyceae; Desmidiales; Closteriaceae.